AUGGUUGAGGAUGAGUUUGAUGACGAUGUUGUGGUUGGUCUUAAGAACGUGGAUGGCAUAGUGUUGUGCUUGGGUGACGUUCUGCGCUACCUUGUGAGCAUGGCUGAUGAAUCUGGCAUUAACACAUCUCCUGACGUUCUGGAUAUAAGCAUCCUUUCCUCCCAGGAUGUGGUCCGUGUGCUACUAUCACUGCAGCCUUUUCUACAAGAUGCCAUUCAAAAGAAACGGACAGGAAGGACAUGGGAGAAUAUCCAACAUGUGCAAGGACCUCUCACCUGGCAACAAUUCCACAAGAUAGGCAGAGGAUCCUAUGGUUCAGAAGAAUCACCAGAGCCACUUCCCAUCCCCACACUGCUUCUGGGCUAUGACAAAGACUUCCUGAUGAUCUCUCCUUUUGCACUGCCCUUUUGGGAGAAGCUGCUUCUUGAACCAUAUGGUUCUCAGCGUGAUGUAGCCUACAUUGUGGUCUGUCCAGAAAAUGAGGCCUUGCUCACUGGAGCCAAAAAUUUCUUCAGGGAUCUUAGUGCUGUGUAUGAGACAUGCAGACUUGGUGAGCAUAGACCUAUCUGCAAAGUAUUGAGAGAUGGCAUUAUGCGGGUUGGUAAGAGUUCUGCAAAAAAGCUGGCAGAUGAAUCUGUUGACGAAUGGUUCUCUCAAGCUUGGGUUAGUGAUGAAAAUGACAAUCUUGCCAAGUUAAAGCUAUACGCUCAAGUCUGCCGCCAUCACUUGGCACCUUACCUGGCUACACUUCAGCUGGACAACAACUUGCUGAUUCCACCUAAACACCAACCAACAUCAUCUAGUACCCAGGGGCAGACAACAACUGGAAGCAGUGGGCCACUGUUGGGAACAGGGGUUACUUCUGCACCAGUGACAACUGGCACCACAGCGACUUCCACAACCAGCACUGGCAGUAGCAGUGCAACAACUGGCAGCACUGCUGUUGUAAGUGGGUCAACAGGUACCUGCUCCACUUCUACUACCUCCACUACCACCACAACAACUACCCCCGUUUUGCAUCAAACAGGUACAUCCUCUUCAGGAUUUGGUGGGACAGCUGGGGCUACUCAGGUGCAGAGUGGUAGCUCAGGCGCCAGUACCGAGAGACCUCCAGCAAGUACACCCAGUGGAAGUGGAGAUUCAGAUGCCCAGAGUUCUGCACAGCAGCAAGAAGUGCAAGAGAGUACUACAGAAAGGGAAAGGAUAGGAAUUCCUACUGAAGCUGAGUCAGCUGACAGCAAUGCAUAUCCACCAGCUGUCGUCAUUUAUCUUGUUGAUCCUUUUACAUAUUCCUCAGAAGAGGAGUCAUCUUUUACUAGUGGAUGGCUGUUAGGCCUGUUAAGGUGCUACAUGGAGAUGCUGGAUAAUCUACCAGAGCAUAUGAGAAAUGCAUUCACUGUCCAGAUUGUGCCUUGCCAGUAUCUACUACAACCAGUGAAAGAUGAUCACACUUUCUAUAUCCAGCACUUAAAAUCACUGGCAUUCUCGGUUUACACUCAAUGCAGACGGCCGCUUCCCACACAGAUCCACAUUAAAUCACUAACUGGCUUUGGUCCUGCUUCCACAAUAGAUAUGACCCUUAAACAUUCAGAGCGUCCCCAUCCAAUCCAAGUAUAUUCACCUCCUUAUAUCUUGGCACCGAUUAAAGACAAACAAACAGAGCUAGGUGAGACAUUUGGAGAGGCAAGCCAGAAGUACAAUGUGCUCUUUGUUGGUUAUUGUUUAUCGCAUGAUCAGAGGUGGCUUCUAGCAUCAUGUACAGACCUUCACGGGGAAUUACUGGAGACUUGCAUCCUGAACAUUGAUGUCCCAAACAGGUCGAGGAGAAGUAAAGUGCCUGCUCGUAAAAUUGGCUUGCAAAAGCUAUGGGAAUGGUGUGUUGGAAUUAUGCAGAUGACAUCACUGCCAUGGAGAAUUGUAAUGGGGAGACUUGGAAGAGUAGGUCAUGGAGAACUGAAAGAUUGGAGUAUCCUAAUUGGGCGACGCUCACUACAAUCUACCAGUAAGCAAUUGAAGGAGACUUGCACAAUGUGUGGUAUAUCUGCAGCAGAUUCUCCCACAAUUCUCAGUGCCUGCUUGGUUGCCCUGGAACCACAGGGUUCAUUUGUUGUUAUGCCUGAUGCUGUCACAAUGGGUUCUGUGUUUGGGCGUGGUACAGCUCUCAACUUGCAAACAUCUCAGUUGAACACCCCACAAGAUGCAUCCUGUACGCACAUUCUGGUUUUUCCAACAUCUGCCGCUACGGUUGUUGCCAAUACUGAAGCUUUGGAACCUCUUGGUAACCAAGAUGGUAUAGGAAUUUUGGAAGAAGAUAUUUUUGCAGAAGACUUUGACAAUGACAUUCGGAUUCUGAUCACUGGUAAUCUUCAUCCAUCUCCCACCUCUUCUCCUGUACUGUCUCCUGGUUCACCUACUGGCACAGGAGCAGGCUCUCAUUUUCAACACAGCAGUGAAGGUGGCAGGGGUCAAGGAGGUGAACGACUUCUCUCCACAGAAGCUCAUGAGGAAGUGGCAAAUGUAUUGCAGCAACCGCUUGCUCUUGGAUACUUCGUGUCAACUGCCAAAGCUGAGAAUCUUCCUCAGUGGUUCUGGUCUGCCUGUCCCCAUGCCCAAAAUCAAUGCCCAUUGUUUCUAAAGGCCUCUUUACAUCACCAUGUCUCCUUGGCACAAUCUGAUGAACUACUUCCUGGCAAGCACACUCAUCCUCACCCGCUGGAUUCCAAUAGAACUUCAGAUGUUUUGAGAUUUGUACUGGAACAGUAUAAUGCCUUAUCAUGGCUCAACUGCAACCCUGCCACACAAGAUCGCCAGUCCUGUCUACCCGUCCACUUUGUGGUGCUUACUCAAAUGUACAAUGCCAUUAUGAAUUUACUUUGAAACUAGGAAUCGUGUUAUACACGGACCUAAUCCCUUUCCCUGACCAAUAAUAUGCAUCAUCAGCUGUACAUCAAUGACAUGAAGACCUUGCAAGGGAAAAUAUCAAAAUUUGAGCAAGUAUCAUUUCCAAGAGAAUUGAAUUCACUCCAUCUAACUUUCUCAAAUGUGUGAGCGUUAACCUGCAAAGAACUUUUCUUGGAUAUUGGUGCAUCAGCGGCAUACGUUGUAAAGCUCUUCCACAUCAGUAACUUUUUUGGAAUUCUUAUGUUACAGCUUCUGAAACAAAACUUGUCAUCAUUGCUACAACACAGAAUUUAUUUUUCAUGAUAAAUUGUACAUUCUUUUAAAAAAAACACAGUAUUGUGAAAUUGAAGAAAAUAUAGUGGAGAAUAUCAACUAGCUAGUGCUUGUAAAUGAUAUUUUAUUGUGCAUUUGAGUCACCGUUGGUGGCUUCCUUUGUAUUGUAGAUAUAAACCAGAUAUAUCAAAAGUUUGUAUCUAUUGUGUACAGUGUAAAAUUGACAAAUUGCAGUACUAUUUUUUCUUAAUCAGAAAAAUUUCACAAGGUCUUUUGAAGAGGAAAAUCAAGAUUGUAAAAUUGUACAAAAAGUUAACUUGGUGAGAAUUGUAAGUAGAAGUUUGUAAUUUUUCCAUUUUAUUGUCAUUCUCCCUCCCAGAAUUCAUCAGCUGUAGAUGAAAAUGGGUUGUUUCGAUUUCAAGGCCAUUUUUAUCUAGGACUUUACUGAUGAAGAUAAAUACUCAUCUUCAUAUUUUUGGAGGUGCAAACUCAGACCUCUUGUCAUUUUAUUUAAGAUUUAAGUUAAAAGAUUCUGGUGAAGUAAUAUUUAUAGGUUUUUGUGCAAAAAAUAAAUAAAUGGCAAUAGAUAAAAUCCUAUAUUAUGUACUUCAAUGUGAGAAAGUUGUAUGUAUAUUUCUCAUGGAUAUGCAUAUUUUAGUUGUGGAUUUUUAAAAGUUUGAGCAUACAAGCCCCAGUUGAACAACAGAAUCCCUUUGCAGAAGAUUUUCAUUUUUCUUCUGUUAGAACACAUUCAAAGUUCAGAAAUGGCAUACCAGUUUGUCUUGUGAUAACCUGGAUUUGCUAGCAUGCUUGUAUGUAUAUUUCAGAACAUUUUUAAAUGUAAAAGCUGUACAUUUCACGCCAAUAUGAAGUUUUUUCUUCUGAGCAUUUUGCUGUGGGCUUCUUUUAUAUAAAAUAAAAUAAGUGAAGUUCAUUUUAAUUCUGUAUUGCUGAAACAAAUACACUAAAAGCGAGUUUGAUAAACCUGCAGGCAUUUUAAUGUCAUUCAUAUAUCUUGUGGAUGAGAGCUAUACUUUUACACACUUUUUUAGAUUAAUAAAUUAUUAAAUUAUCGAAA
This is a messenger RNA of Rhincodon typus (whale shark), 4252 nucleotides long. Its product is annotated as mediator of RNA polymerase II transcription subunit 13-like. Gene Ontology annotation, molecular function: transcription coregulator activity. Lineage: Eukaryota; Metazoa; Chordata; Chondrichthyes; Orectolobiformes; Rhincodontidae. Gene Ontology annotation, cellular component: mediator complex. The transcript is spliced from 16 exons. Gene Ontology annotation, biological process: regulation of transcription by RNA polymerase II. The coding region runs from base 1 to 2877 and encodes 958 amino acids. The record is from RefSeq and is a predicted model, not a curated record.